AUCAUAGCGAAGCACCGACCCUAGUAUCUUCUUCUUCACACCACCAUUUCUAAAUUGCAACCUUUCAGUUUCAGAUACCCAGAAAAUUAAGAGAAAUUAGUGAGGUUGUAUUAUUGUACUAAUGGGAGACCUGAAGCGGAAAAGAGGACGAAAGCCUAAAAAUGUGGUGGCGGAAGCUAACGCUGCCGCAUCAGCAUCCACUUCCACUGCCGUGGAUGACGGCGCAGUAGUCGCGGUACCUACUGAAGCUACCAAGCAGGACUCUCAGACCCAUCGCCGUGGCCGCGGACGUCCUAAGAAGGGUGGUAAUCACUCUGAAGAUGACAGAAGUGACAUGGCCGCAUCGCCGGAAAGGCGAGCUCCUAGGUUAUAUGACCACAAUGGCGCUGGAGACUCGAUUGCACAUAACGGGCACGUAAUAGUUGAGGCUGUGGCGGCCCCUCCGCAGGUCAGGUGGGAGAGCGUGGCUGCAGCAGCGAAAGCAGCUUCGUCGAUGGAUGCGGUAGUGAAGGUUUUCUGUGUACAUACGGAGCCAAAUUUCUCGCUUCCAUGGCAGCGGAAGCGGCAGUACAGCACCAGCAGCAGCGGGUUCAUCAUAGGUGGGAGGAGAAUUCUAACCAAUGCGCACUCAGUAGAGCAUCAUACACAAGUCAAGCUCAAAAAACGCGGUUCUGAUACCAAAUACCUGGCCACUGUCCUUGCCAUCGGUACAGAAUGUGACAUCGCUAUGUUGGCUGUCAGUGAUGACGAAUUUUGGGAAGGAGUAUCACCAGUAGAGUUUGGAGAUUUGCCUCCACUACAGGAUGCCGUAACUGUUGUGGGCUAUCCCAUUGGCGGUGACACAAUUUCUGUGACGAGUGGUGUGGUUUCACGCAUGGAGAUUCUGUCUUAUGUUCAUGGCUCGACAGAGCUACUUGGUUUGCAGAUAGACGCUGCAAUCAAUUCAGGAAAUUCUGGUGGCCCUGCCUUAAAUGAUAAAGGCAAAUGCGUGGGUAUUGCGUUUCAAUCACUCAAACAUGAGGAUGUGGAAAAUAUUGGUUAUGUCAUUCCGACUCCAGUGAUUAUGCAUUUCAUUCAGGACUAUGAGAAAAAUGGGGCAUAUACAGGGUUUCCAAUCCUUGGGGUUGAGUGGCAAAAGAUGGAGAAUCCUGAUCUGCGUUCGUCCACAGGAAUGUCCCCCGAACAAAAGGGUGUCCGCAUUCGAAGAAUUGAGCCUACAGCUCCAGAGUCUCAUCUUCUAAAGCCAUCUGAUGUUAUCCUCAGCUUCGACGGGAUUGAUAUUGCUAAUGAUGGGACAGUUCCAUUUAGACACGGAGAGCGUAUUGGUUUCAGUUAUCUCAUCUCUCAAAAGUACACUGGAGAUUAUGCUCUGGUCAGAGUUCUCCGUAAUUCCAAAAUACUCGAGUUCAACAUAAAACUAGACACACACAAACGCCUUAUCCCAGCACAUAUUAAUGGCAGGCCACCUUCUUAUUACAUUAUUGGUGGAUUUGUGUUCUCUGCUGUUUCUGUUCCAUAUUUACGUUCAGAGUAUGCAAAAGAUUAUGAAUUCGACGCCCCAGUCAAAUUGUUGGACAAACUUUUGCAUGCAAUGGCACAAUCAAUAGACGAGCAGCUAGUUGUUGUUUCUCAGGUGCUUGUUGCUGACAUCAAUAUUGGAUAUGAAGAUAUAGUCAACACUCAGGUUCAUGCCUUCAAUGGAAAGCAUAUCACGAAUCUAAAGAGCUUGGCAAGCAUGGUGGAAAGCUGUGAAGAAGAAUUUUUGAAGUUUGAUCUUGAAUGUGAGCAGAUUGUGGUCUUACAGACUCAGAAGGCAAAGGCUGCAACUAAAGACAUUCUUGCGAUGCAUUGUAUCCCUUCAGCCAUGUCCGAUGAUCUUAAGACAUGAAAGCCAACUGUUAAGGUUUGGAAGUCCUUAGCCCACAAUAGUUUCUUCUAGUUUUCCUAUCCAAUUUUGCUCUCUCAUCUCUUCUAUAUAUGCUUAGUUUACUUACAACUUACAAGUCAAGUGAUGGGGUCUUUGAAAGUAUGUACCUGUCUGAAUCUUAAGAUGGUAAAGAAUCUCGAUGCUAAAAUAAUGCCGAUAUUAUUUUGUCAGUGGACUCGAGAUUAUUUCGUCAAAGUUCUUCCACAAGAACUACAUUUUGUAGAAUUUCAUCUCGCUGUAGAAAUUGGAAAUUGCAUUCUGAAAUUCGUCAGCAGGAGGAUUUUGAGGCUAAGAAAGAAGAUUGUAGCUUAUGUUUCUUUUUAGAUUUUACCUUCUGAUAUUUGGAUUUAACCAUGCUCUACAAAUAUGUUACAGGAGAGAGAAUUACUUUCUCCAUACCGAAUCAUAACUGUAUAUUAGACUUCUGUUUACAUAAGAGAGAAUUACUCUGCAUACUA
Molecule: messenger RNA, 2385 nt
Organism: Olea europaea var. sylvestris
Lineage: Eukaryota; Viridiplantae; Streptophyta; Magnoliopsida; Lamiales; Oleaceae
Product: protease Do-like 9
Exons: 9
Coding region: 122-1888 (588 amino acids)
Biological process (GO): proteolysis
Molecular function (GO): protein binding; serine-type endopeptidase activity
Source: RefSeq, a predicted model, not a curated record